AUGGCAUUUGUGAAAGAAGUGCUCCGAUGGCGACCGGUAGUUACUGCGGGAGCUCUUCAUCUGGCUGAGCAAGGUGAUGAAUACAUGAGAUAUCACAUUCCGAUAGCCUCUGUUGUUGUUGCAAAGCACUGGUCGCUGGAUCUUGAUGAUGAUGAUGAUGAUAUGUUUGAAGAUGCCAACUCAUUUAGUCCAGAGCGGUAG
Penicillium soppii is the source of this 201-nucleotide messenger RNA. Its product is annotated as cytochrome P450. The record is from RefSeq and is a predicted model, not a curated record. NCBI's taxonomy places the organism in Eukaryota, Fungi, Ascomycota, Eurotiomycetes, Eurotiales, Aspergillaceae. The transcript has a single exon. Gene Ontology annotation, molecular function: monooxygenase activity; heme binding; oxidoreductase activity, acting on paired donors, with incorporation or reduction of molecular oxygen. The coding region runs from base 1 to 201 and encodes 66 amino acids.